This is a messenger RNA of Penicillium odoratum, 2160 nucleotides long. RefSeq lists its product as uncharacterized. Gene Ontology annotation, cellular component: nucleus. The coding region runs from base 1 to 2160 and encodes 719 amino acids. NCBI's taxonomy places the organism in Eukaryota, Fungi, Ascomycota, Eurotiomycetes, Eurotiales, Aspergillaceae. Gene Ontology annotation, biological process: DNA-templated transcription; positive regulation of transcription from RNA polymerase II promoter by galactose. The record is from RefSeq and is a predicted model, not a curated record. Gene Ontology annotation, molecular function: RNA polymerase II cis-regulatory region sequence-specific DNA binding; DNA-binding transcription factor activity, RNA polymerase II-specific; zinc ion binding. The transcript has 6 exons.
AUGUAUGGACUAUCAAAGGCUUUUGUUCUGGGUAGCAAUGAUAAGUCCCGGGUGCGCGGCCCGACCACCUCCGAUGCAACCCGUGGGAAACCCCGCAAAGUCCCAUCUCCUCUCCGCAUCACCGACUCUAUGGGGCGCCCAAAGAUUAACCCUGAAAACCGCCUACGGGCCAAUACAGCAUGCACUAAAUGCAGAGCCUCCAAGAAGCGAUGCAGUGGCUCAUUCCCAUGUACCAACUGCAUUCGCAAGGGACAAGCCCGCUCCUGCAUUCCUUUUAAAUCUACACCAGAGAGUUCUAGCAGGCACGGGGAACAAACUCUUAGUUCCAGAUUGAAUACGAUUACAGCAUGGGAUGAACCAAAUCAGCCGUUCGAAACUCCUCUACCUUCUCAGAUCCGUGCUACUAGUCCGUCGGAUCGUCUGCUGGAGCGCCCGGCUGCGGGCUCGCGCUCGCCCGAGGCAACGCACCGGACGCAUCCGCGGAUGCUGCGCAAUUUACAGGGAGAAAGAGUAUAUGUUGGCAAGGCAGCGUCCUUGUCAUUUCUGCAGCUCCUUCGAGAGACAGUGUAUCAGCACAUCGGACCGUCGCAAUUCUCUCAAAAUUGGAAUGAUAAUAUGCUGGAAAACGAAGCUCAACAUGACACACUGAGCUUCUCCGAAGAAAGCUGCAGUGUAGAAGAUAAGCGCCGCUUUAUCUCCAACUUUAAUGCGGUGACUAGUGGAUUUCUUUACUUGGGAUACGAAACCGAAGCAUUGCUGGCGGAAACCAGAGAGCCCAAGACCGAGCGGGAAAAGACUCGUGCAGCCAUUGUGGACCUGAUGACUGCCAUCGGCGCCCAGUCAUGUUUGAACGAGCCCGACACAGUACAGAUUGAGCGCUUUUUCUUUACUCGUGGGCAACGCAGGACGUUUGCCAACUUCCUAGAAGAUCCAAGUAUGGAUAUAGCUCGGGCAUUUCUGCUCAUGUCAUUCUAUAUGCUCGGGGCGUGCCGUCGGAAUGCCGCAUUCAUGUAUCUGGGUGUCGCGGCUCGAUCCGCUGUCGCUCUGGGACUUCACGAGGAUUCAUCGGGACUGGGCCAACAUGAACAAGAAGAAAGGUCAAGAUUAUGGAUGAGUCUAUGUGUGCUUGAUCUUGUCACGAGCUCGAUUCUGGGUCGGCCAGCAGCCACCUCGGCACUUUUACCAGAUCGGCAACGCAGUCGACAAACCAACACAGCUGGCGAAGCUGGCUUAUUUGCUUCAUACCGACUGUCUUUUGUUUUAAGUGAGAUAAUUGGCCGCUUAUAUGGCGACCAGACCGCCUCCAUUGAAAAGGCCGAGAUCUUGCUUGCUAAGCUCAAUCGAUGGAGUCAACAACUGCCUGAUUCUUUGCGCACCCCGGCUGAGAAUGAAAACUCUGACGACGCACAGAAGCGUGUUAUCGGAAACAUGCAUGUGGCAUGCUUAUACCACUUUGCGGUUAUUCUUCUUACCCGUCCUUUUCUAAUCUCUACGUUGAGCAUACGCUUAGCAAGGUUACACCAGAGCGUCUCUACGAAUGGAGUGAGUGAUGUCCCUGAAGAAGAUCCAGCACACUCCCGACUAGCAGCUGCUUGCAUUGAUUCUGCAGUCUAUAUGCUGCAAACAUGUCUUGAACUGCACCAGUCUGAUCUUCUCAUGCGUAAUAUGUGCAUCCUUAAAGCUUUUGUCUUCGCUGCAGCCUUAGUCUUAGGAUUUUCAAUGUUUGCCCACCGUGCUGUUGACUCUGAAAUCGACAGCGCAUUCACAGGUGCCCUAACGAUUCUGAAAAUGCUGGCACGGCAAUCUGCACAAGCGGCCCACUACCUAGAAAUAUUGACUUUGCUCGAAACUGCCGUCACCCAGCAGCGUCAACGCCUAGCUUCACAGGCCCGUCAACGUCGCAGCCAGUAUGUGAGUCGGAUAUUCAGCUUGAAUGAUAGCCCCGACAUGCCCCGUGAACAGAACCAGAAUGAGAUCCGACCCGACAGAGUAACCCCGCUCUUAUCGCAAGGCCCAUUGUUUCCCUGGACUCCACAAGGGGACGGCCCGAAUACAUUUACACCCCCAGUGUUAGAUGGCACGUUUUUAGAUUGGGAGGGUAUGGAGUUGCCUUUAUGGGAUAGUUUUCCUUUCACCGAGCCAGGCUCAUGUGCUCUAUGA